Messenger RNA from Penaeus vannamei (Pacific white shrimp), 1617 nucleotides. NCBI's taxonomy places the organism in Eukaryota, Metazoa, Arthropoda, Malacostraca, Decapoda, Penaeidae. The record is from RefSeq and is a predicted model, not a curated record.
AUGAAUGUGGUCCUUUCUCCAGUUCUAGGUUUCAAAAUAACCUCUAAAGGAAUUUUGCUGGACCCGGAAAAAGUUAGAAGCAUCAGAGAAAUGCCGCCGCCCCGCAAUGCCAAGGGAGUACGACGAUUCCUUGGGGCCACAGGUUUCUUUAGAAGGCACAUUCAUCAGUAUGCAGCCAUUGCAGCACCUCUUACACAACUUACCCGCAAGGACCAGCCAUUUGGUUGGGGACGAAAGGAACAGGAAGCAUUUAACAUCUUGAAAGAGAAGCUUGUAUCAGCACCAGUUUUACGUAAACCUCGUUUUGAGGAUCCUUUCGAAGUUCAUACAGAUGCAUCACAGACUGCCAUUGGUACUUGCCUUAUGCAACGAGAUGCAGAUGGUAAUCCAGCCGCUAUUGCUUAUUUCUCGAGAAAACUUCGUGGACCGGAGACCAGGUAUUCUGCAACUGAUUCUGAAGCCUUAGCAGUUGUAGAGGGAGUAAGAGCUUUUGACCCGUGGGCUUGUGAACUCUCCCACUACCAGUUUAAGAUCGUGUAUAAACAGGGAACCCUGCACCGUGUUCCUGACAUGUUAUCCCACUCAGUGGCACAGGUUGACCUCGCUAAUGUUGACCUAACUACAAUGCGUGAAGAGCAAAUGAAAGAUCCUUUUUGGCAAGAAGCAAUCAACUACUUGGAGGAGAAGACCUUGCCUAAGAAGAAGAUUCUGCUUACUUUGGACGAGUUUACACUUCAGGAUGGAGUUCUUUACCAUCUUCGGCAGUUUCCUACACAUGCAGUCCAUCAGUUGGUAGUCCCAAGGGUUCUUCGUAAGGCUGCACUUAAGCUUGCUCAUGAUAGUUCCUUUGCAUCCCAUCCCGGUAUUUUCAGGAUGUAUCAGAAACUCAAGGACCUCUUUUACUUUCCUAAUAUGAUGCGAGAUGUGAAAGCAUAUGUUACAUUGAAGACACUUCCAUCUAAAGAAGCUGAGGUUGUAGCAGAUGCUUACAUUAGAGACUAUAUAACAAUAUUUGGUCCUCCACGCCUUUUGCAGACUAAUGGUGGCUGUGAAUUCACAAACAGAUUGUUCCGGCAGGUCUGUGAUAUAGUCAAGACGAAGACUCAUCUUACUACAGUAUGUCAUCCACAGGCAAAUGGGAUGGUGGAGCGUUCAAACAGAGUACUUAAGGAAGCUCUUGCAACCUUAACAGAACGGCACCCUCUGGACUGGCACCAAUAUGUACCACAGGUUAGAUUAGCACUUAACAGUGCAUUCCAUCGGUCAGUAGGUGACCAACCUUUGUAUUUGCUUAUGGGUCAUCAUGGACACUUUCCGGUUGGCCUCUCCAAUGAGGUUACCUUUGCCUCAGACUCUGCAAAACAUUUUAGUGACGCACUGAGAGAAGCUCGUCAUGUUGCAAUUGAGACGUCACGUCGUGCUCGAGAAACCUGGGAAACCCGAUGCACAGUGAUCAUUCCCAUGAGGCUGGCACCUAAUAUUGGACAAAAGAUUGAAAGUGUUACUGCUGUUGCUGGUGGAAGCCGGGUUCUAGAUUUCCCGGAUGUCGUUUUGUCUAGUAUUUCCAGAUUGUCGUGGCUGUUCCUUUCCUUUCUGCCCGCUGAACGUCUGCUGUAA